Molecule: messenger RNA, 2472 nt
Organism: Paramacrobiotus metropolitanus
Lineage: Eukaryota; Metazoa; Tardigrada; Eutardigrada; Parachela; Macrobiotidae
Exons: 6
Coding region: 334-2160 (608 amino acids)
Biological process (GO): regulation of Toll signaling pathway; central nervous system formation; innate immune response
Cellular component (GO): extracellular region
Molecular function (GO): growth factor activity; Toll binding
Source: RefSeq, a predicted model, not a curated record
CUCUUGCAUCUUAAAGAUCUUGUAUAUUUUUUUACUCGAUCUCCGUAGUGUACAGUACGUUGAAGAAGUUUAAUUCCGCGAGCUAGCUGUACGAUUACAUUAGUGCGGGACAAUGCGAGGGUCAACCAACCAUCUACCCGAUUUACUUCUUUCCGCUGAUGCUUAAAUUGUUUUCGUAAUAAACACUUAUUUAGCUUUUAUCAAAGCAAUUACGCUUGAGUGCUGCCGCCCCCGUAUUUACUGUUAUUGAGGCGCAGCCCCAUUCUUAUCAACACUGCUGGAGACCGGUAUAAGACCCAUUUUUCCCGACAACAUUGUCUGGUCUGCGCCAUAAUGUGGAAAAUAAAGACUGUGGAAAUAAAGUUGGGACUAGCUUUUUGUUUAUCCCUUUUUGUCGUAACCAAUUCUCUCGGGACGUUCCUCGGUCGGCAAAGAGUCCUCGCCAGGCAGAGAAGAGCCGCUCAGACCAAAUGGUCACCACAAGUCUACUCACCACCGGCAGGCGCCGCCGCACAGAACUACGCCAGCUCACAAUCUACCAAUUCCGCUAGCGCUCGCAAUUAUCUGCCGACCAAUGCUAAUGCUCAACAAACGGCACAAGCUCCUUACAUUCCACAAGUGCCGUUUAACCAACAACAAUAUCCUUCAUAUUCCCAAUACCCUACAGCGACACAAUCCCAGUAUGCAGCAGCGUAUCCCGCUAAUCAAGCUGCGUAUGCCCAAUACGCUACGCCCAAGAAUUCGGCAUACAGCACAGCCGGUCAAACAUCCGCUUACAAUGCAGGGCAAGCGGCAACAUAUAACAAUCCCUAUGCGAAUUACAAUGCGGCAGCCAUGAGCCAAAAUCCAACGAAUACAUACCAAACUGUUCCACAGCAACAGUUGACCAACACAGGGUACGGGAAUUCAUACAAUCUUCCUGCAUCCGGUCAGCAAGCGAACUAUUACCCUGCUGGAAACAACAUGCAGAAUAUGAACGGCUACAACGCUGGGUACAACCAACAGGCAGCAGCGAACAUGUUUAAUGCUGCAAAUAUCAACGCGAAUAAGUACAAAAAUCCUAACGUGAACAGCGCAUAUCCAUCGGUGCAAAGCAGUUUCGCUAAGAACCAGUACGCUCAACCGGGGUCUCCUGAAUAUGCACGACAGAAUUUCGCCCUGUAUCAGGAUCCCCUGCGCACACCGAUGCAAUACAAUUACAAGGACAAUAACAACGCGAACGGGUACAAUCAGUAUAAUAACCAACGCUACCAAAACAAUGCGUACAACGGAGGCGGCGGAUAUGGGCAAGGUCGAUCUGGUCAGUCACCGCCCAUGGUAACGCCACCCCCACAACAGACAGCGCAGCAGUAUGAAUUGAGCGAGUUCUGCAAAAAACCCGAUCGCGAACCGAAAUGCCGAAAGAAUGCGUUUGGAAUGUGCGAUUACCAGGAUAAUUAUCCAUCGGAAGUGGCUACCGAAUUCUUCGCCUAUUACAAGUCGCGAAUCACGGCUAUGACAACGGAUUUCGACUAUUCCAACAGCGACCAAUAUGAUACAGGCUUCGCUACCCAACAAAAUAAAUUGAUCGACUUUGUGCACGACAUAUUUUCGGAUAAUGAAUACGGAAACCUGCCCGGUGUACCACCGGAAAAGAAAGGACUUUGUGUUGGUGUUUCUGACACUAUUCAACCUGGUUGGGCUAGGACAGCCCAUGGAAAAUAUUACGUUAUAAUGAAUAGUAACAACGUCAAACAAACCAUACGAGCUGAAGUCUGCAAGAACGUUGGGAAGGGAUGUCAGACUGUUCCUAAAUGCUAUAAAAGCGAAUGCCGGCAACGUUAUCGUUUUGAUACUCUGUUGGUGUUUGAUCCGUGUGAUGCUAAACGAGCUCCAAUGCUGGAACUGUUCAAAAUUCCCGAUGGAUGCGAAUGCUUUGUAAUUGUGGAGGAACCUGAUUUGAUACCGGCGGAUUUGCCAACACAGCCAACAUCUUCUACAUUCAAACACCAGAAUUUGACUCCUACCGGAGAUUUCAGCAGUUCCUCAAAGACCACCGAAGCAACUGCUGCAACGUCGGGGUUGGGCACAACCACGACAGUCGCACAUCUACCUAAUAAUUCCACCACAGCGAGUUCAGUGCUCACUACAAAACAAACUUUAAUUUUAUCACCAAGGUGAUGGCAUCUUCCUGAUGAAAGCAGUAUUAUUCGUUAUCAUUUGCCUGGGAUUUGGAUGUCAAGCAUCGCCAAGUUUUGUGCUGUAUAGUGUUGUGCAUAUGUGCAGCAAGCACCUUGCAUAAUAAUUACAAUGUGUUCUCAAUCUGGCAUGUUGAGGGGAAAAGAAAAAAUGGCGUUUGUAACGACAGUAUCACGGUCUGCUUGUAAUGAUUUGAUAAUACCGGUAUUUGUUCCACUCUUGCAGUUGAUGUACUCGGAAAUUAUAAAAAAGUACGGUUGUGUAUACGAUUAUGCAAGAAAAACUUGACAGUAA